Messenger RNA from Odocoileus virginianus texanus, 4533 nucleotides. The record is from RefSeq and is a predicted model, not a curated record. Lineage: Eukaryota; Metazoa; Chordata; Mammalia; Artiodactyla; Cervidae.
GCUGAAAGUUUUGGUUUUGGUUUGUUUAUUUGGGACCUUGUCCAAAAGCCAAUUUGGAUGAAAAGAAUUAGGGCUGGCAGCAGUGAGCUCGUUUUCAGUAUUAUGUUUGUUAGGACCUAUCCAGUUUUUCAUGGCAGUAAGCUUUAAAAAUCCUUAAAAAUAUGGCACAUUUUAACAUCGUAAGUAAUGCGUUGGUUACAGAUGGGAGUUAAGCAACUCACUGAAAUAAAAAAGCAGAUGAGCAGAUGCAGAGUAAUGACUUACCUCCUCCUGAAGCGAAGUGAAUAUUCCUCAGUUGUCCAGCUGUGUGUUGGAUCUUUUGCACCUCAUCUGUAGAGUCAUUUGCUCCCUGUGAUAUUUUAAAAUUUACUUAUUUAACAAAUACAUCCUGAUAAAUCAGUUAUCUGUGCGAGUUUUCACUUCCUAUGAAUCAGUUAUUUGCUCCCUCUUCCUCGAUACUUUUUCCUUCAUUAGGCUGUCGGGUCACCACCACUUUCUGAAUGUCCUUCCGCCUCCCUGGUCACUCUUCAUAUGUCUCCAGGCUUCUCUUCUCAGCCACCAAAUGUUAGACUGCUACCGUAUUUGGUUCUUGGCCAGAUUCCCUUUUGAACCAUAAUUUCUCCCAAGGCAGUUUCUACCCCAAGCCAUGUUUCAUGACUAUAAAUACCAUCUAUAAGCUGAUGACUUCCAGAUUUUUCUUUCUAGCUUCACUUCUCUCCUGAGCUCUAGAUUAACAUCUAGUAUCUAGCUUAACAUCUCCACUUGGAAGUCUGAUGGGCAUUUAAAUUUAGUGUGUCAAAAAGAAUUACUGACAGGCACCCACCCAGUCCUCCCUCCUGUUCUCCUCUCAUUUACCUUCCUGAUCACAGAAAAUGUUACUGCCAUCCAGUGAGGCUGAAAGUUUAGGGAUUGUCAUUUGACUCCUCUUUUCAGCUCAGACCCCACAUCCAAGCAUCCAGCAAACUGUUGACUCUGCCUUGAAAAGAUAGCUCAAAUCCGAUCAUACGUUAUGCCCUCUCUAAACAAACUGCAAUCCUCUUUUACCCGGAAGACUGUGAAGACUGAUCACAUCUUCCCGCCUCUACCCUCGCUCUUGUCUUCAGUGUUUCUCCAAACAGCAGCUAUUUUUAGAAAUAUCUAAUCAGGGCUUUCCCCUCUCUUCAGAACCUUCUGGUGGCUUCUCAUCAGAAUCAUAAAAACAAAAUUCGGACCGUGGCUGCAGACCCUGUGUCAUCACACCCCUGACUGCUUUCCUGGUCUCUUCUCUGGCUUCCCCAUCCUGCUCACUCAGCUGGAGUAGCUCUGAUUUGCUGCCAUUCUCCUUGCCUGAAGGGGUCUCUGCUAGACUGUCGUAGGCUGUACACCUUCACUUUGCCCAUUCCCCCCUUCUGGCUGUCUCAAGGAUUACUGCCUUAGUCCUAGUAACAUCUUCUCGACCCUGACUGUCUGGGUCAGUGGCUGUUAGAUACCAAACAGUACUCUCUAAUAUCCCAUGAAGCUGAUGGCACUUUUAAACCAUUAUUGGUUGCUAAAGCUCUCUAGUGUUAAAAGAGCACAAGCAUCUUUCUCUCGUCUCAUUCUGAUAAAAUGUAGUUUGCUCUUACAGUCUGCGUUUUUGUAAAAUGUUGUUCCUGGUUUUGAGAAGAUUUGCCCUUUAAGGCCAAUUCUCAUUUUGAAACAUAGAAAAUGAAAGGAAAAUCCUCCAUUUACUGGAAAGAAUAUGCAAUUUUUUUUUUUCCAAUUUCUUUUCUUCAGUGGGAAGCAGUAGUCUCUGACUUGGAGCCUUGCUGAAUGGUUCCAGAAUCAGGUCAUCAUAACAGGAAGAAGAAAAAUGAAGGUGCUUGUUCACAGAACGAAAUGAAAUGCUGAGAAAUAAAUAAAGCUUCCCUCUUCUGACUCGGAUCUUUAUAAUGGGUAUCGGAAAGUCUAAAACGGAUCCCUGCCGUCUUUCUGUGCCUUGGGGUGAAAGCCAGAGUGUGGAUCCUAGCCACAGCCGGCACGCGUUGGAUUCCAAGCGGCCUGAAGACACCUGCGUGCGUGGUGAUGCUGUGUGCAGCCGUACUGCAGAGGUGCCAGCGGGGGAGCGGGACGGAGUGGAGGAGGGGCUGGACGAGGACACAGACGAAGAGGUGUUCCUCAAAUUUGUGAUACUGCACGCUGAAGAAGACACAGGCGAGGCCCUCCGAGUCCAGAGUCUGCUGGAAGACGACUUCGGCAUCAAACCUGGAAUCAUCUUUGCCGAGAUGCCGUGUGGCAGACAGCAUUUACAGAACUUGGAUGAUGCUGUCAACGGGUCUGCCUGGACUAUCUUACUGUUGACAGAAAACUUCUUAAGGGACACCUGGUGUAAGUUCCAGUUCUAUUCGUCCCUCAUGAACUCCGUUAACAGGCAGCACAAGUACAACUCCGUCAUCCCCAUGCGGCCCCUGAACAAGCCCCUGCCCCGAGAGAGAACUCCCUUUGCUCUGCGAACCAUCAACGCCCUGGAGGAGGAGAGUCGUGGCUUUCCUACCCAGGUGGAAAGGAUUUUUCAGGAGUCUGUGUACAGGAUACAGCAAGCUAUAUGGAAAGAGACCAGAAAUACGGUACAAAGGCAGUCUGUUGCCUGAGACAGCACACACAACACAAGACAGACUCGUGUUUUGUAAAACAAAACAAAACUCUUCACUUGCGAAAACAAGUUCCUAGGAAAGGUUUCAAUGAAAGAGAACCUUCCUGUUACAGAAACCUGUGGAGCCCAAGAAAGACAAAUGUCUGCAGGACAGUCCAUAGAAUUGUGGUAUUUGAUGUUUCCAUAAACUGGAAAUCAUCCGAGUUUCAAGAACUCUGUUUCCUCUCAGUUUUCCUGGUUCAUGAUUACUACAAAGGGUAUUUUAAAUUCAUCUUCCUAAUGUUGAACUUGAUCAAAAACUUAUAGACAUUUUAAAAAUGCAAUUAAUUACCCUUUGAUUUUGUUCUCAAAGGACACACAGAAAAAAACAUCCUCGAGAGAUCUGACCAGCCUGCCUUUCGAAGUACCUGUCGCGAAUGUUGUAACGAAGCACUCCCGGUGUUGUCACCCAGACACGGGGACAGCCAGGCUAGCACAUUUAGAAUGUUGAGUGCUGAUAAAUGUGAAACCCAAAAUAGAUGCGGCAGUGGUGGGGCUCCUUAAAUAAUCCAGUCAAAUGUCCUUCCCUUUCUGCUGCAGUUUACGUGCAGGCAGAACUGCAGGCUGUUCCCACCACAUUUGUUGGUACUGUGGUUAGGGACUCUGUGCCUGGUGUGGACACGACCCCUGGAGCCAGAAGCUCUCUAUGUUGGUCGUCAGCUAUGACCAGGGCUUUAUCUGAAGAGCUUCUGAAAGGUGGAUGUGUCCUUGACCAGAUGUUCUCUUUUAAAAUCAAUAACCUCUCCUCUGCAAGCUGUUACAAACUCCUGUCUCACACAGCGCUUUAUCAAGGAAAUACUUCUCAGUAGCCUGAGUGUGUGGGUGUAAUGUGAGUGUGUGUUGUGGAUUACUUUCAGACUUGAAGUGGGAAAUGCAUUUUAUGGUUUCUUGUCCCACACUGAUAGCGAAUCGGAGGCUCCAAGCAGACCAGUUCCUUUCUUUCCCAGCCCUUCUGCCCCAGCUGAGAUUGACGGUGAACUGCCAAGUGCAGACCAUGAAUGGGAGAGUGUAUGGGAUAGGAGAGAGGAAUGGGAGAGACCACGAAUGAGUCCGUCAUGCUGAAAUGAGAAAAGCACCCGAUAGGGUAUCAGAGCACCUGGUUCUUGUCCAGUCUUUUUCACUGAGGAGGAAUGUGACCAUGAGCAAGCUACUGCCCUCCUUCAUCUGUGAAAAGAAAAGGUUGGAGUGAUAAAUCUGCAAAGGGCAUUGUCCUCUUCCAGAAUGUGAACAACUAGGAACCAGGAAAGGGAACAAGCAAACAAAUGAUAGAAUUUCAUUAUAUGAUUUAUAAUUUAAUAGUUGCAGGAGGCUUCAUGUAUAUGCUCACAAUGAAAGGAUGUUGUGUAUGUUUGCAGCAUAAUUGACUUCUACUGCUACCCAUUAUGCUUACAGUCACAAAAAUAUCACAAUGCAUGCUUGCUUAGAUUUUUUUUAAUUAAAAAAAUUUUUUUCUAGAGACCUUUGCUGAAGAAACAUUCUGCCCUAUUUUUCUUCUCUUUAUCUCCACUUCUCCUCCAUAUCCCCUUGCUAACACUGGGGUUUGCUCACAGCUUUCUGCAGUCCGCCUCUUCACAGUCAUGAACCAACAUGUUUCAUAAUCUUGCAAGUAAGUCAGACCUCCCCCGCUACUAGUACUUAUUAAAGAUAAGAUUCAUCUCAUUGCAUGGUGACUUAAAAGUUCCCUUCUGUCAUAGUAGCUGACUACUCACUUUUCUUUUUCAGUUCUAAUGAUAAGCAUUUUUUUUUUUUUGCCAUACUGCUUCCUGUAUCUCCAGUUUCAUAUACAAAUAAAAUAUUAACUACUCACCCUUGCCUGCCUGCCUGCCAAAGUUGGAGCAAUUGAUGCUGGAUGGUGUUUUUUAAAUAAAUGUUUUUAUUCUUUA